AUGUCAUCAGCCAGAGUUGAGUCAUCUAGAUUAGGAGGAGGAAUUGAUGAAGAAGCAGUUGUAAUCGAAAUCGGCUCUCUAUAUACAAAAUGUGGCUACUCCAGAGAAGCACUCCCUCGCAGUAUAAUUAGAAAUCCUGAAUCCUUAAUUUCGCUAACCCAUGAAAGCUCAAAAGAAGAUUAUUAUCCCAUCCUCCGCGACUUUUUGCAGAUUAUUUACUUGCAUAAAGUGCAAAAAUCCCCCAAAGACUCAGCUACAAUACUAUGUGAAGGUUUGAUGGCACCUCGAGGUCUAAUCGAAGCUACGGUAAAAAUUUUGCUUGAAGAUUUACAGGUCCCAAUUCUAUAUAUAAUCAUGUCAAAUUCUUUGCCUCUUUAUACAACUGGUUCGUAUACAGGCUUAUUAAUUGAUGCUGGAUACUUUGGAGUUGAUAUUUUGCCUGUAAUUUUACUAUAGUAGAUAUAUGAAGGAAUUCCCAUUAUAAAUUCAUUCGUAAGCGCAGACUGUGGAGGAAAAGCAUUAUUAUCUUCAUAUAAAAAUAUAUUGGAAGCGUCUAAUCCUGGGCACCGAUUUUCAUUAGAGACUGUUGAAGAUAUAGUAGCAAGACUAUCAAUAAUUCCAUAUGGAAAAUUAAGAAAGGAAUUACAAGAAAGGCCGACAGCAAAUAAAAUUUAUAAUUUCAUUCCCCUGAAGCAUAACAGGGCAAUCUCAGUUGAUUUUAAACAAAGACUGAUACCUGAAAGCAUAUAAUUAAAAUAUGGCGUCUUCGUCUGGGCAUGGCCGGGAGGCCAUGCAGUCUCAACUCAUAUUUUAAUUAUAUCCGGCAAAGUUUUAUCAUUUCAGAGAUGGACAGCAAUGCUAGGUAAGCAAUUCUGGUUGUGUUCAGAGCUUAGCCCAAGUCUACUUUCAGGGAUGUUUUUUUCCUCGUGGGGAAGGAAGGCACGGAAGUUGGAAAGGGGAAGCUCAGCAGAGUCCUUAGGAUCAAUCGGGCAACUCCCUAGCGUGAAACUGGGCGUUACGUCCCAGGCUACGUGUUUUUCCUUUUUGCCGACAGCUGACCAGAAAAUCCAUUUUUUGGAUUUUCGGAAAAGCAGCCCAUGUCCACAAGCAAGAAGCUCACUCAUGAGCUGUCGAGCCAGUGACGUUUGCCCUAGGCGCACCCUGGUGAUCAAAGUGGGUUGGCCCAGCAACCUGUGGGCCCGAUGCGGCAAAAGGUAAGCGGCAGACCUGGGUUCGGUCUACCCCAUAAGGGAUGUUAAGCGUUAUAAAUUUUAAUGUAAUGUAAUGAUACCUGAAAGCAUCUUUUUUGGAGAAUACUCCCAAGAUUCGUCAAAUAUAGCUGCAAGCAUUUUGAGAUCACUACAAACUUGCGAUAUUGAUACAAGAAAACAGUUAAUUAAUAGCAUUAUUGUUUCUGGAGGAUGUGCUAUGAUGAUAGGGUUUAUGGAAAGAUUAGAAGAAGAGCUCUUAGAUUUACUUCAUAAUGAGCCUGAUUUUUCUAAUAUAAAGCCACUUGCAGACUACGUUCAAAUCAAUCAAACCCCUUAUCCAAGAAAUUUGCUGACGUGAAUUGGUGCUUCUAUUUUUGGCUCUUUGCCAGGGCUAGAUAGGUUUUCACUUAAUCUCGAAACUUAUCAGCAAAAAGGCCUUGAAGAUAAACUUGGGAGAUAUUAUUUAUUUGGAGAUAGGCCAAGCUUGCAAGAAAUCUAUCAAACACAAAAUCUUCCAAUGGAGAGAAUGAGGCUUUCUUUCAUAAGGCUCUAA
This is a messenger RNA of Blepharisma stoltei, 1764 nucleotides long. The record is from the annotation of a GenBank genome assembly. NCBI's taxonomy places the organism in Eukaryota, Ciliophora, Heterotrichea, Heterotrichida, Blepharismidae.